GAGAGGAUACAGCCGGGAUGCAACGCAGUGCCGCGUGAAAAUCAAGGAGCUGAGACAAGGCUACCAGAAGACCAAAGAGGCAAACGGACGCUCCGGAUCCCAUCCCCAGACAUCCCGUUUCUACGAGGCACUGCAUUCCAUCCUCGGUGCGGCCGCCACCACUACCCCACCACUGACCGUGGACUCUGAGGAUGGGAUAUUGUCCACGGCCGGUUCCUCGGACAUGUUAGCGGACGGGGAAGAUGAGGAAGGAGAUGAGGAGGGCGAGGCAGUCGGCAGCGCUCACAACACUGAUUUCCCCGACAGCCAGGAUCUCUUCAUCACCCUUACAGAGAUCCCCUACGAAGCGUCCCCAGCCGUUACCCCGGACACAGAAUCUGGGGAAGGAUCAGCCACCACAUCUGCGACUGUCUCACAACCUAGCCUGGCAUCACACUCCCAGAGGCUAGCGAAGAUUAGGCAUAGGAAGAAGAGGACACGGGAGGACAUGUUCUCUGAACUUAUGGCCUGUUCCCAAGCCCAGGCAGCACAGCAGACCCAGUGGCGGGAGAAAUUGACCCAAAUGCAGCAAGCAAACAUGGAUCAGGAGGAGAGGUGGCGGCAGGAAGACCAGCAGGCGACUCAAACGCUGCUUGGACUACUGAGGGAGCAAACAGACAUGCUCCGGCGCCUUGUGGAUGUUCUGCAGGAACGGAGGCAGGAGGACAGAGCCCCGCUGCAGUCCAUCUCUAACCGCCCUCCCCCGCCACCAAGUCCCAUACCCACCUCACCCAAAGUGCAAAGAAGGAGAGGCGGCAGAGUCCCUGCUAACUCUCACUCCACCCCUGCAGAGAGCUCUAGUAGCAGAAGGCUCUCAUUCCCCAAAACUUGAAAAGUUCUUUCCUUCCCGCCUGACACAAGCCCCCGUCCAAGUUUCACCUCCCAGUUCCAUGUGUAGUUGAUAAUAAAAAAUACGUUCA
Molecule: messenger RNA, 959 nt
Organism: Malaclemys terrapin pileata
Lineage: Eukaryota; Metazoa; Chordata; Testudines; Emydidae
Exons: 2
Coding region: 224-871 (215 amino acids)
Source: RefSeq, a predicted model, not a curated record